AUGGCCCUAACCCAUCUCCUCUUCUCCUCUCCUUCAACUUUCCCCGCCAUUGUCAAACAACAAUCCCUUUACCCACUCCCAUCUCCCAAUCACAAGCUCACGCGCUUGCCAUCCCUGCCCUCGACAAAACCCACAAUUACCAGGAAGUCCCUCCUCGCCCCCAAAUCCAAGGGCGACGACUCCGCCGACGCCCCCGACCGGAUAAUCUCGGCCGUCACUUACUUCUACCCCUUCUUCGACGGCGUCCAGUACGGGAAAUACGUUAUCACUCAGUUCUCCCCGCUCCAGGCCCUCGUCCAGCCGUUGUUCCCCGCCAUUAAAGUCUUCAAGAGCUUCCCCUUGAAUGGCCUUCUGGUCUUCUUCACUCUUUACUUCGUGGUCGUGCGGAAUCCCAACUUCAGCAGGUACGUCAGGUUCAACACGAUGCAGGCUAUAGUACUUGAUGUGCUCUUGAUUUUUCCUGAUCUUUUGGAGAGGGGUUUUGAUCCCAAGGACGGGAUGGGUUUGGAUUUGAUGAUGAGCUUUGAUAGCACUGUGUUUCUGUUCCUCUUGGUUAGCUUGAUUUAUGGCUCGGCUUCUUGUUUGCUUGGACAUGUUCCUAGAUUGCCCCUCGUAGCCGAGGCUGCCGAUAGGCAAGUCCUUUGA
Messenger RNA from Striga hermonthica, 645 nucleotides. NCBI's taxonomy places the organism in Eukaryota, Viridiplantae, Streptophyta, Magnoliopsida, Lamiales, Orobanchaceae. The record is from the annotation of a GenBank genome assembly.